GGUUUUGUUGGCACUUUUCAGUAAAUCUAGGCUGGGCCGUAAGGCGCCUAGUAGGUUCCAGGGGCCAAGGCCUGGGGUGCUGGCGCGAGCAGGGUGCCCUGGAGAGAGUGCAGCGGGCCCCGGGACCCGGCCGACUGCAGGCCGCCGCGUGCACACCGCGUGCGCGCCGCCUCCGGGUAUAUGAAUCAAGAACGAUGGAGUAUGUGACAGACUCCACCAACCACAGCCUUGGACACAUACUGUGCUGUGAGUGUGGUGUCCCAAUUAGUCCAAAUCCUGCCAAUAUAUGUGUGGCCUGUUUGCGAAGUAAAGUAGACAUCAGUCAAGGUAUUCCAAAACAAGUGUCGAUUUCUUUCUGCAAGCAAUGUCAAAGAUAUUUUCAGCCACCAGGAACUUGGGUACAAUGUGCUUUAGAAUCCAAGGAACUUCUUGCUUUGUGUUUGAAAAAAAUUAAAGCCCCUCUUAGUAAGGUACGGCUUGUAGAUGCAGGCUUUGUUUGGACUGAGCCCCAUUCUAAGAGACUGAAAGUUAAAUUGACUAUUCAGAAGGAGGUGAUGAAUGGUGCUAUCCUUCAGCAAGUGUUUGUGGUAGAUUAUGUUGUUCAGUCCCAAAUGUGUGGAGAUUGCCACAGAGUGGAAGCUAAGGAUUUCUGGAAGGCUGUGGUUCAAGUCAGGCAAAAGACUUUGCACAAAAAAACAUUCUACUAUCUGGAACAGUUGAUUCUAAAAUAUGGAGUACAUCAGAAUACACUUCGUAUCAAGGAGAUUCAUGAUGGUCUGGAUUUCUAUUAUUCCUCAAAACAACAUGCUCAGAAGAUGGUAGAAUUUCUUCAGUGUACAGUUCCCUGUAGAUACAAAGCAUCACAAAGACUGAUCUCUCAGGAUAUCCAUAGUAAUACAUACAAUUACAGAAGCACUUUUUCUGUGGAAAUUGUUCCAAUAUGCAAGGAUAAUGUUGUUUGUCUGUCUCCAAAACUGGCACAAAGCCUGGGAAAUAUGAACCAGAUAUGUGUGUGUAUUCGAAUAUCCAGUGCAAUCCACCUCAUUGAUCCAAACACCUUGCAAGUUGCAGAUAUUGAUGGGAGCACAUUCUGGAGUCAUCCUUUCAAUAGUUUAUGCCAUCCCAAACAGCUAGAAGAGUUUAUUGUGAUGGAAUGCAGUAUAGUCCGAGAUCUCAAACGCAGUGCUGGUGCUGGAGUCAUAUCAAAAAAGCAUACCCUCGGGGAAGUCUGGGUACAGAAAACAUCCGAAAUGGAUACAGAUAAACAGUAUUUUUGUCGCACUCAUUUGGGACAUCUUCUGAAUCCUGGAGACCUAGUGUUGGGAUUUGAUUUGGCCAACUGUAACUUAAAUGAUGAGCAUGUCAACAAAAUGAACUCAGAUAAAGUUCCAGAUGUGGUAUUAAUCAAGAAGAGCUAUGACCGUACCAAACGUCAACGCCGUAGAAACUGGAAACUGAAAGAGCUUGCAAGAGAUAGAGAAAAUAUGGAUACAGAUGAUGAAAGGCAAUACCAAGAUUUUCUUGAAGAUCUUGAAGAAGAUGAGGCAAUUAGAAAAAAUGUCAACAUUUAUAGAGAUUCAACUAUCCCUGUUGAAAGUGACACAGAUGAUGAAGGAGCACCUCGAAUUAGUCUGGCUGAGAUGCUUGAAGACCUUCAUAUUUCCCAAGAUGCCACUGGUCAAGAAGGUGCAGCUAUGAUGACAUAAUGAGAUCAUGUUGUAGACUUUGCACAUCCAUGCAUGCAGGAUGCCUUCAUAUUUCAAGAGGAGAGAUUUAUUUUUAAACCUGAAUGAAUACGAUUAUUUUGAUUGCUCAAUGCACUAAAGGGUUUGAUAAUUUUGGAGCUUUAGAUAAUAAAAUAUUAGGGAGAAUUUAAUUAUUGCCAAUGUUUAGGGCAUUUUAUGCAUGUAGUUUUAUCACUUUACUUUUAUUUAAGGCUCUAUAUUAUUUUUACAUGUCUAAUGCUAUAUAUAAAAGCUCAGAAGUUGAGAUUCAUUAUAUGUUACCUAAAUAUUCGAAAGUAAAAUAAUCUUUUACAUUCUUUUUAUGUUUAUUGUUUUGUGGAAAGAACGUAUGAAUCAUUUUUAAUAUGAAUUUAUUAUGCACUUUGAUUCAUUUUUAUGUUCUCUGAGUAGGGAAAUUAUUGUUCAAUUUAUCACUGAACAGUGAGGAAGGAGGUUUAUCUUUUAUUUCUUCAUAAAAUUAACAUUUCCAAAAGCUUUCCUCUCUCCUUCUCCCUCCCUUGUGCUAGUAGACUAGUUACUUCAUAUAACAAUUUUUUUUUUUUUUUUGCUACUGGGGAUCAAACUGGACCUUGUGCUUGGGAGGCAGGUGAUGGUACCACUGAGCUAAAUCCCUGGCCCUAACAAUUUAAUUUUUGUUAUCUUUGCCUGGACCAGCAGUUUAGGCAGUAACCUGGUUCACAACUUUAAGAUUCUAGCAUGUAGAUGACAAAAGUGAAGUACAUUUUUAUUUUUAAUAAAGCAUGUUUUACUAUUAAUCAGAUUUGAAUGAAGAAUGCCUUCUAAAAGAAGACCAUUGACUUGGAUUUUAAAGUUUUCUGAGAUGGAAAUACUAUAAGCAAGGUCAGGUUUACUAAACAUGCCAAAGUAAUUGCUGUUUCACUAAUUCUAUGUGUAUCAAUAAAUGAAGAGUGAGCCAAUACCAAA
This is a messenger RNA of Heterocephalus glaber (naked mole-rat), 2669 nucleotides long. RefSeq names its product NMD3 ribosome export adaptor (gene Nmd3). Lineage: Eukaryota; Metazoa; Chordata; Mammalia; Rodentia; Bathyergidae. Gene Ontology annotation, biological process: ribosomal large subunit export from nucleus. Gene Ontology annotation, cellular component: nucleus; cytoplasm. Gene Ontology annotation, molecular function: ribosomal large subunit binding. The record is from RefSeq and is a predicted model, not a curated record.